This is a messenger RNA of Daktulosphaira vitifoliae (grape phylloxera), 3098 nucleotides long. RefSeq names its product nuclear RNA export factor 1-like. The record is from RefSeq and is a predicted model, not a curated record. Gene Ontology annotation, molecular function: RNA binding; protein binding. NCBI's taxonomy places the organism in Eukaryota, Metazoa, Arthropoda, Insecta, Hemiptera, Phylloxeridae. Gene Ontology annotation, biological process: poly(A)+ mRNA export from nucleus. Gene Ontology annotation, cellular component: cytoplasm; nucleus. The transcript has 14 exons. The coding region runs from base 246 to 2534 and encodes 762 amino acids.
AUUUAACUAUGACAAAAGGUUUUCAGUGUGUUUUAAUUAAUAUACAAUGGUAAUAUCUGGUACCAGAAAUCAUUAACUUUCUAUUUAAUAUUAUUUGCGUCUGUCUCAUUUUGAUAACGUGACAUUUCAUAAGAUAAUAUACAAUUCGUUAAAUGGUCAACUUAAUGCGUUGUGCACCAUACUGUUUUUCUCAUUAUUACUUUUAGCUUUCUUUAAGUGCCACUCUUUUGGUAGUUGCAAUUAUUAUGGCUGGUCGAUCCAGAGGAAGGAAUAACAGAUAUCAUGUUUACAAUAACAAUAAUACUCGUAAUAAUAAUGAACAUGAUGAUAGAACUGCAAGACCUAGUACUAGUCGAGGUGGAGGUAAUUAUUCAGACCGCCAAAGUUUUAAUAAGAGAGUUACAUUCAAAGCCAAUAACCGUGGUGGUCAUAAUUUCCGAAAAAGUUGGGAAAAUAAAUCAGAAUUAGUAAGAGACCAACUAAAUAAUGAAUAUCCUAAAAGAAAUGGUCCAUCGAGAAAUAAUGGUAGUAGACGUAGAUCUUUUCCUGAAAGAAAUGCUGGAGGCCGAGGAAGUCAUACUAAUUUUAGGACUUCUUCAUGGACCUUAAAGGAAAGUAUUACUGGAUGGUAUGCAAUAUUUGUACCAAAUGUAGAAGAUGGAGAUGAAGUUUUAAAAAUAAUCCAAACUUAUAUAACACCUGUAUCAUUUUAUCCUUAUAAUAAAAGAUUAAAUAAUAAUAAUCUACAAUUUUUAGUUGAUGACCACAAAGUUGCUAAGACAUUGCAUAAUACAAGUUAUAAACUAUCAUUACGUGAUGGUAAAAAAUUAAUUAUUAAAGUUAGUAUACACUUGCCUUCACGUUUUGUAAAUUCUUUGACGCCAGUACCUUAUGAAAUAAAGCAGAAAAUGAUUGAAGCUAUGUCAACACGCUAUAAUCCUAAUACUAAAAGUUUAGAUUUAUCACGAUUUCAUGCUUGUCAAAUCUUUACAGAUAAUCAAAUGUUUGUUCCAUUAAAUCGCCCAACUGUUCUUUUGGCAACAUUAAAUAUGAUAGCACAACAAACUAAACAUGACUUAUAUGGCUUAAGUCUUGAAAAUAAUUACAUCUAUAUGGGUGAAGGAUUUAUAUGGAUUCGAAGGCUGUUUCCUGAUUUAAAGGUUUUAGAUUUGUCUGGAAAUAAGUUUCAAGAUAUUAAAGAAUUAAGUUGUCUUUCUGGUUUUGGUAUUGAAGUUCUAAAUCUUAUGAGAAAUCCAGUAGCUGAUUCAGAAGAUAAAGAGCGUUAUAGGCGAGAUAUUCAACAAUUAUUUCCUAUGCUGAAUAAAUUAGAUGAAUCGGAUUUACCAUCCCGGUACAGUGCUAUUGUUGGUUCUAAACUAAAGAUGCCAAUCAAUCUUGGUGAUAGUUAUGCACUACCAGAAGGUCAGAACCCAGAGCAACCUAACCCUGUAACAGCAUUGGUUAGCUCUUUUUUAACACAAUACUAUGAACGUUUUGACAAUCAAAUAUCUAAACAAUUAGUUGCUGAUGCAUAUCAUGAAAACGCUACGUUUUCAAUGUCUUCUUGUUUCCUUACUGAAAUGACAAAAGGAAGUCUUGGUCAAUAUUUACCUGAAAGUCGUAAUUUAAUCAAGAUACCAGAGAUGGGAAAAAUUAAAAGAUCUCGAUUUUUGCACAAGGGAAAAGAAAAUAUUGUUAAUUUUUUAGAAAAAUUGCCAAAAACCAAGCAUGAUUUAGAAUCAUUUAUUGUUGAUGUACCAAUAGCUAAUGCGGCAAUGGUUCAAAUUAUUGUGAAUGGUGUAUAUGUUGAAGAUUUUGAUUUACAUAAAAGAAUGACUAUAAGAUCAUUCUGUAGAACAUUUGCUAUAGUACCUGUUGGUAGUGGGUGGAGUAUAUUAAGUGAUAUGCUUUUUGUAACUUUAGCAAACAAUGAAUUAUAUAUGGAAACAUCUAAACGUAUGUAUGUUCCAAGACCUAAUCAAGGAAAAAAAUCAAAUUCAAAUGGGAACAAUAAUAAUAGUGGGUCUAUGUUUAUGGACGAUUAUGACGACAUGGGAGAUAUUGAUUCAGUGUACUCAAUUCCUCAGACAGCAACUCCAAAUUACCCACCAACAUACAACCACGCUAUUUUUACAGAUUUUCAAAGUUCUCCUAUGCCCACCCCAUCUAUUCAACCACCCUCCUAUCAAGCACCACAAACAUUUCAAUCAGAUCAUCUUAAUACAUUACAACAAAAUACAACUCAAGAAGCUUUUCAAUUAAAUAUACAACAAACAUCUCAGUCCAGUAACCCCUUUUAUAAUUCAUCAGCAACAACAUCUGAUAUGAAUAAAAAUCAAUCUGAAGUUAACUCAGUUGUUGCUAAUACAAGUUCAGAAAAAAUAGCUAUGAUCAAACGUUUUGCUAAUGAUUCUGGAAUGAAUGAUGAGUGGGCUGAAAGAUGUUUAAAUGACAAUGGUUGGAAUUAUGAUAAUGCUGCUGAAAGUUUUGCAAAACUCAAAGAUAAUAUACCGGCAGCUGCAUUUCAACAUUGAUAAAUAUUAUUGUGUUUUAUAACAGUUAUUGAAUCCAUUGAUAUUAAUCUAGAUUUUUUUUGGGUUAUAACUUGUAAAAAUCACACACAAAAAAAAAGACUGUGAGACAUAUUAAUACUAGAACAAUCAAAAUUAAUUAUCAAUUGUUAUUAUAUAUAUAUAUAUACAAUAAUUUUUUGUUUUUUCAAUUUUUGACUAAAAAUAAAAAAAUAAUUUUUGUUAAGAAAUGUUUGCCAUGUGUGAAAAAAGAAAAUAAUGUGAAAUAAAUUAAGCAUAUAUAAAUGCUUAACAUAUUAUUAUCAAAAUUUGUGAGGAAUCGUAACUAUUAUGCUAUAUACAACACAGUGAUGUUCAAAUACAUUUUAUGUCUUAAUGACUUAUUAAACGCUUAUAUAAGGCUUAUUCUUUGCUAAAGAAAAUUAUUAUGGCAAAACAUUUUUUUUAACUGAACAUUUUUUAUAUGUAUUUUAAUAAUAAAAAAAAAAUAUUCUCAGCUAUUUUGAUUGUUCAAAAUGUAUUAAUAUGUUUACUAAAUAAAAAAACCUAAAAUAGAUUGUGUCUAUG